Messenger RNA from Salvia hispanica, 1613 nucleotides. RefSeq names its product cytochrome P450 714C2-like. The record is from RefSeq and is a predicted model, not a curated record. Gene Ontology annotation, molecular function: iron ion binding; heme binding; oxidoreductase activity, acting on paired donors, with incorporation or reduction of molecular oxygen. Lineage: Eukaryota; Viridiplantae; Streptophyta; Magnoliopsida; Lamiales; Lamiaceae.
UAAUUUCUAGAUGUUGGUCUCUACAAUUGUUGCUGUGGUGCUAGGAUUGAUCGUCCACCUCUAUAUUUCUGUGGUGGCAAAGCCGAGCAAGAUACAGAAAGCGUUGAACAAACAAGGAAUAAAGGGUCCCCCACCAAAGAUCCUCCUCGGCAACAUCCUCGAGAUCAAGAAAUCCCGGGACGCAGCCGCGAACACGCCUUCCGAAGCCCUCCACAACACCGCCUCCGUAUUCCCAUUUUUAGAGGAAUGGAGGAAGCAAUACGGUAAACUAUUCACGUUUUCUAUGGGAAGUCUGCAAGUGCUAUAUGUGAGCGAUCCAAAUAUUGUGAAGGAGAUUGCAACAACGACGUCGCACGACUUAGGGAAGCCUGCUUACCAGCAGAAAACACUUGGUCCACUUCUUGGCCAGGGCAUCGUCACGUCCAACGCUGCGAUCUGGGCACGACAGAGAAAGAUCAUAGCUCCCGAGUUGUACAUGGACAAAGUUAGGGGAAUGAUGGGAAUAAUCACUGAAUCGGCCGACAUAGUGGUGAAUACUUGGAAGCAAGAAAUCGAAGGCCACAAUGGUGGAGUUCUCGACAUCGCUGUGGACAGUUAUAUGAAGAGAUUUUCGGGAGAUAUUAUUUCAAGAGCUUGUUUUGGGAGUAAUUAUGCUAAAGGGCGUGACAUUUUUUUGAAGCUUGAGGCUCUCCAAAAGCUUGUGUCCAAGAAAUUCACGAGUGUCGGCCUUCCCGGAUUAAGGCAUCUUCCGACAAAGAGCAAUAGGAAGAUUUGGGGUUUGGAGAAGGAAAUUCGGUCAUCAAUACUGAAGCUAGUAAAGGAGAGAAAAGAAAUUGGAUGUGAGAAGGAUUUGCUGCAAACUCUUGUUGAAGGAGCAAAGGGGACUUAUUCAACGACAUCUGCGAUGGAUCAGUUCAUCGUUGAUAACUGCAGAAACAUAUACUUAGCUGGCUUUGAGACAUCUGCUGUUUCAGCUUCUUGGUGUUUAAUGCUGUUAGCAUCGGACCCCGAGUGGCAAACGCGCAUUCGGGAAGAAGUAGAGCAAGUCUGUCGGGGCCGAGUCCCUGACUUAGACAUGCUACGUGAGAUGAAUCAGCUACACAUGGUGAUUCAAGAAACAAUGAGGUUGUAUCCCCCGGCGCCAACCCUGGGUAGGGAGGUGUCGAAAGACUGGAAGUUAGGGAACGUGCACGUGCCUAAGGGCGCGAACGUGUGGACCAUGGUGGCCACGUUGCAUACAGACCCUGACAUAUGGGGUCCAGAUGCUCUCCAAUUCAAGCCGGAGAGGUUCCAAAAUGGGAUCUCGGGUGCUUGCAAGAGCCCCAAGUGCUACAUGCCCUUCGGGUUUGGACAGCGUGUGUGUGUCGGGCAACAUCUGGCCAUGGUGGAGCUUAAGUACCUCAUGGCUCUAAUCAUCUCCAACUUCUCCUUCACUUUGUCUCCCAACUAUGUCCAUAAGCCAGAGAUGACGAUUAAUAUAGAGCCUAAGCAUGGAGUUCACAUUUUAAUUAACAAGAUAUAAUUAAGAUCAGUACGUACAAGUUGCUUUUUUUUUGUUGGCUAAUCUUUUAGUUAAGUUUGUGCGCAUAUGAGUGUCUUUUUCCUUCUUCUUU